Messenger RNA from Trichoderma atroviride IMI 206040, 1785 nucleotides. RefSeq lists its product as uncharacterized. NCBI's taxonomy places the organism in Eukaryota, Fungi, Ascomycota, Sordariomycetes, Hypocreales, Hypocreaceae. Gene Ontology annotation, molecular function: mannosyltransferase activity. Gene Ontology annotation, biological process: mannosyl-inositol phosphorylceramide biosynthetic process. The record is from RefSeq and is a predicted model, not a curated record.
CUUGGCCUCUCUCUCCCGUCCACGAUGCGGACCCGAAGUAUCGUGGCCCUGGCCGCCAUCGCCGUCUUCUGGCUGGUCGUCUUCUUCCGCCGUCACAUCCACGAGCUGGGCGAGAUCGUCGUCACCUACAGCACCUUUUACCCGCUGCUCAACAGCCACCCCGACCUGCUGUACCGACACCCCGAGAACUCGUCGUCGACGCUGCUCGAAUCGCUGCAGGACCCAACGUCGGCCUCGUCCACGCUCAACCCCGUCGUCGUGCCCAAGAUCAUCCACCAGAUCGCCCUGGGCAACGCCAGCGUCUCCAAGUACCAGGCCGCCAUCUCCAGCUGCACGGCGCUGCAUCCCGACUGGAAGCACCAGCUGUGGACCGACGUCAACGCCACGGCCUUUAUCGCCGAGUUCUACCCCGACAUCCUGCCGCACUACACCGGCUACGCCCAGAACAUCCAGCGCGCAAACAUCCUGCGAUAUGCCCUGCUGCACCACUCGGGCGGCAUCUACGUCGACCUCGACGUCACCUGUCGCGUGCCCCUCGACUCGACGCCCAUUGUGCGUCUGCCGUACGUCUCGCCCGGCGCGCAUCCCGCGGGAGUCAACAACGCCUUCAUCGCCACCCAGCCCGGGCAUCCGUUCCUGACGCAGCUGCUGGAGAAGGUGCCCAGCCACGACCUGCACUGGGCGCUGCCGAUGCGCAUCCCCUACGUCGAGAACAUGCUGAGCACCGGCUGCAUGUUCUACUCCAACCAGUGGAUGUCCUACGUCCGCGACUUCAACGCCGGCCGCCAGAGCACAAAGGUCCAUAUUCUGUCCGACGAGCACGGCGACAUGGCGCCGCACAUGCUGCGAGGCAAGGUCACGACGCCCAUCUUUGUGCACGCCGGCGCCAGCAGCUGGCACGGCUGGGACGCCGCGCUGUUCCUGACGAUUGGCGAGCACUACACCUUUUACCUGGGCCUCCUGUUUGUCGCCCUGACCGUCAUCUUUGGCGCCGCCUACAUCUGCACAACGUCUAGGAGAUCGUACCGCCGCAGAUGUCGCCUGUUUGGCUUUGGCGGUGUGGCCGCAGCCCGCAACAGCUGGUCACCCACAAGACAGCGAAAGCCCAGCAUCAGCCAGUCGAUGGUAUAGAGCGAAGCCGGCUUUGACGAUUUCUUGAUUCCUUUAUUCUACACUUAUCUGGGCCAUCUCAUCACAUCGUUAUAUCAAAAGAAUACGCUCCAUAGGCGCGAUUCACUAAUAAUUCUACUUAACCACCAGUAGUACCGUACCUGCAUACUUGUUUCGAUUCAGCCGCUUGCUUUUUUUUUUUUUUCUAGAAAGAGAAGGAUACUCGCUUGUCAUUAUGGUUCUUUUUUUAACACAACUUUUGCUUCUUCUUCUUGUUUUUACACCAGCUCAUCCCACGGGCUAUUUACGAUAAAAGGGCGAAGCGGAACACCGCGGGCGAUGAUUUUCCAUUCGACUUUUUUUUAAACGAAUUUUCCUUUUUACUACACUUUUUUCCCCCUCCACAAACGGUUUCCUGGAGGGACCGACGAUAUACGGAACGGAUGGUACAGACGGAACGGCAUCUUGGCUUUGGCUAUCAGCUCGGCGUCACGGGUCACGGUGAAAUCUAUCUAUAGGGAUUAUGAGGCAUUCUAUGCUACAGCAAGAGCGGGAGGGGAGAGAAAGGAAGGAAAACCCCGCAUUGCAGUUUUGGUGUAUUGAUAGAGAAUAUUACCGACAAUACCAAAUGGGAGGCCCGCCUCUAGGGUUAAUGAUAAUGCUUGUUGUUAUUUU